This is a messenger RNA of Aplysia californica (California sea hare), 1845 nucleotides long. Its product is annotated as testis-expressed protein 264. The record is from RefSeq and is a predicted model, not a curated record. The coding region runs from base 142 to 1131 and encodes 329 amino acids. Gene Ontology annotation, biological process: protein-DNA covalent cross-linking repair; reticulophagy. The transcript has 4 exons. NCBI's taxonomy places the organism in Eukaryota, Metazoa, Mollusca, Gastropoda, Aplysiida, Aplysiidae. Gene Ontology annotation, cellular component: replication fork; endoplasmic reticulum membrane; nucleus.
UGUUUUUGUCAUCUGAUCAACAAAGUGAAGUUGACAAAACAAAGGAGUGAGACACUUAUCCUUCAUCUUCUCCUUGGCCGUUUCGCUCAGAACGCUUGCUAUUCUAUUUUAAAGCUGUUCUUUGAUUGAUUGACUGCCAUCAUGUUUGAAAACGUCAGCACUUUCACGCUCAUUUUGUACAUGAUAGUGUUACUAUUAGUUGUUAUGUUAUUGACCCUGAUUGCCCUGUUGAUUCAUUCUGGGCUGUUCCGAGCAUUGGAUGAUAUCGGAACUGGAAAGCCCCCAAUUGGCCAAACUGUCCUAGCCUAUAGGUUUCAGAAAGGACCAUAUAACGAGGCUGGUCAAGUCUUUACUGAAGCUGCAAUAAUUUCUCCGGGAAACAAAGCUCUUGGUAUCUACUAUGAUGAUCCUCACAAGGUCGACUCCAAAGAACUUCGCUAUGUGGUUGGCUCCGUUUUGUCAGAGGGUUCAAGUGAAAUUAAUGAAGAGGAAGUCAAAAAAUUCACAGAGCAAGGUUUCAAGAUUCUGCAUCUUCCAGAGGUUGCCUAUGCAGUGCGAACAAAGUUCCCUCAUGUAACAUCUUUGUCCAUUCUUAUUGCUAUAUUUAAAGCAUACCCACAGCUGAAGGAGUACAUUGAGGAGCACAAAUUGUGUGCAUAUCCAUUUGUAGAAUACUACGAUGGAGAGAGCGUUCACUUCAUGGCUCCUCUGUCCAAGCAAGAUGAGUUCUUUGUCCCAGAGUGUGAGAAAGAUGGUGCCGGAGACCAACCCACUAGCGAGUUUGAGACCACGCUGAACACUUCCCACUCAACCCUCGGUGAGGAACCGAUGACCAGUGACGCUGCUCAGACAACUUUGGAGAGUGAGGGUCAUGUGACGGCAGAUGGCGGAGAUGAGUCUCUACUAAACACCACACAGAACAGUUCUGUAGCUGGUGAUUCUGCUGACAAAGAUGGAGAUGAUGAUGACGAUUCUGAGGACAAGGAUGGGGAGGAAAGCAAAUCUGCCCUUGACUCUGGUCGAGACAGGUCUGGCACUGAAGACUCUGAGCUGGCAGAUGAUGAACAGACAUUGUCUGAUGGGUCCACAUCCUCCUUUGAAGUCUUGAAACAUGAUCAGACAGAAUUUUGAAUCCAUAUUUUCAUUUUAAAGAGAAUUUUAGAAUUAAUGUCAGUCUACCUGAAAAGUUCUGAAACUCGUGAUGAUACGAUCAUUUGUGUGCUCAAGAAAGGAAUAUAUAAUGCUUAAAAUGUUAUAAUCUGCAGAGAUUGUUAAAAAAAAAAAGAACACCAAACUACUUCAGCCCUGUUUGUUGUCCUACUGCGCAGAAUGUGCUGAGUAGAAGCUUAAACUUGUAUAAGAAAACACUUUUAGAUACCUGUGCUCACACAUGAGGAGCAGCAAUUGAACAAUAUUAUCUUGUUUUCCCAAAAUGAAAAACUUCUUGUUUUGAUUCAAGCCAGUAUUUUUUUUUUUUUCUUCAGCUUGUGCUUUCUUGGUGACAGGUUGAAGGCUUGGUGAAUUUGAAAUAUUGUUUUUAGUAUUUGAAAAAAAAAAUGGAUACGUUUUCAACAGAUUCACUAGUCUUGGAAUGGUGAGACUAGCAUUUGCUGAAUCCCAUCAAGAUACGCUGGGAGUGUUCGACCUGUCAAACUUCCUAUAUUUGAGUUUCAUAAUGUUCAUAAUUGAUUGGAGCUGAUUUAUUUUGCUCUGUCUACACAUUAUGAAUUAUGGUACUAUGCUUUCUUGCACUGCAUGGAACGUUCUCAGACUUUCUGGAACAACAACAGCAACAAACAAACAAACAAAAAAGAAGAAAGAAAAAGUAAACUUAACUUAGUAAAA